Molecule: messenger RNA, 3032 nt
Organism: Phialemonium atrogriseum
Lineage: Eukaryota; Fungi; Ascomycota; Sordariomycetes; Cephalothecales; Cephalothecaceae
Product: histidine biosynthesis trifunctional-protein
Exons: 2
Coding region: 166-2793 (875 amino acids)
Biological process (GO): L-histidine biosynthetic process
Cellular component (GO): cytosol; cytoplasm
Molecular function (GO): metal ion binding; phosphoribosyl-AMP cyclohydrolase activity; phosphoribosyl-ATP diphosphatase activity
Source: RefSeq, a predicted model, not a curated record
CAAAUGUGGUGAGGGGCGACGCGAUUUUUUCCCCUUCAAGCGUAGGGUCAAGAUACUGCGUACUUAGGUGAUGAGUCAGAGUCGACGAUCGCGAUAAAUUCCUCUCUCUCCUGUCAAUUACACGCCUCAAUCGUACAAGAGCCCACCCGUACCGUCACGGACGCAAUGGAGACAACCCUCCCCCUCCCGUUUUUGGUCAGCGUCGCUGCUCCCCCUGGUUUGGAUGGAGAUGUGCAAGGUCUUAAAAGAGAAGAGGUCUCAUGUUUGGGUGUGGUGUUUUUCGACGUGAACCCGAAGAACUUCGAGAAGUUGCUUCGAUUCUUGAAUAAGCACAACUCCGAGUUCCAGCCAUACUUCGACGUCACCCGGCUCGAGUCCCAAGACGAUGUCCUCUCGCUACUCGACAGCGGCGCUCGCAAAGUGUUUGUAAACCCGGAACGCCUCGCAGACUAUGCCCAAUUCGGCUCCCGGGUUGCCCCCGUCGUGGCCGGCAGCAGUGCUGCCCAGCUGGAUUCAGCUACUGCGCAUGGAUUGCUCAUCACCGACUUCGACCCGACCAAGUGCGAUGUUGCAAAGUUGAUCGACGAGAGAAAGACAAAGAAGAUAUCGCCCCUUUUUAUCAAGCCUGUUUCAGGCACGAAUCUGGAGCACUUCCUGGACAUUGCGACCCAGCUGUCUGCAAUUCCGAUCCUCCCGUCGACUGGAUUGACCACAGACCCGACUGAUACCGGAAAGCUUCCAGUAUCCAAGAUCCUUGCCUCGUCUUGGACCUCUGAUAGAGCAGACGGGUUGGUGCCUACCGUUGUCUGUGACGAGGGAGGCAUUGCUCUCGGCCUAGUCUACAGUAGUGAAGAGAGUGUGGCGGCGGCGUUGAAAACCCAGACUGGCGUCUAUCAAAGUCGGAAGCGCGGACUUUGGUAUAAGGGCGCCACCUCGGGUGACACGCAGGAGCUCGUCAGGAUAUCCCUGGAUUGUGACAAUGACGCAUUGAAGUUUGUCGUGAGGCAGAAGGGCAGGUUCUGUCACCUGGAGCAACCUGGCUGCUUCGGUCAAGUCCAAGGCAUCCCUCGUCUCGAGCAGACGUUACGAUCCCGAAAAGAGUCUGCACCGGCGGGCUCGUAUACAGCCCGGUUGUUCUCGGAUGAGAAGCUUCUUCGUGCCAAGAUCAUGGAAGAGGCAGAGGAGCUCUGCGACGCAAAGACACCCCAAGAAGUGGCGUUUGAGGCUGCCGACUUGAUAUACUUUGCCUUGACAAGGGCAAUAGGUGCCAAUGUCUCGCUCGCAGAUAUCGAGAAAAACCUCGAUGCCAAGGCCUGGAAAGUCAAGCGGAGGCAAGGGGAUGCGAAAGGGAAAUGGGCUGAGAAAGAGGGCAUCAAAACAACUGCACCUGCGCCAGCGGAACAAAGCACGAAUGGUACUGUCGCAAAUCAUCCUGCCACGAAAGUCGCCCAGGAUGCUACUCCUGAGAAGAUUACGAUGACCCGAUACGACCUAAGCAAAGUGGCUCCAGGCGAGCUGGAUAACGCGCUCAAACGGCCAUCCCAGAAAUCUUCGGAAGCAAUCAUGAAAAUCAUCAUCCCGAUUAUCAACGAGGUCCGCAAGAACGGCGAUAGCGCGGUUCUGUCCUACACUCACAAGUUUGAGAAGGCAACCUCGUUGACAUCGCCUGUAAUCAAGGCACCGUUCCCCAAGUCAUUGAUGCAGCUCCCCCCUGAAACCAUCAAGGCGAUUGAUGUUUCGUUUGAGAACAUUCGCAAGUUCCACGCGGCCCAGAAAGAGGAAAAGCCCCUCAAAGUCGAAACCAUGCCAGGGGUCGUGUGUAGUCGCUUCUCCAGGCCCAUCGAGGCCGUGGGUUUGUACGUUCCAGGAGGUACAGCUGUACUACCAAGCACGGCUCUGAUGUUGGGGGUGCCGGCCAUGGUAGCUGGGUGCAAGAAGAUUGUCAUUGCAUCGCCUCCUCGAGCGGAUGGUAGCAUAACGCCGGAGAUCGUCUAUGUGGCCCACAAGGUCGGCGCCGAGAGCAUCGUCCUGGCCGGCGGCGCGCAGGCGGUCGCGGCCAUGGCAUACGGAACUGAGAGUGUCACCAAAGUUGACAAGAUUCUUGGACCGGGAAAUCAAUUCGUUACGGCAGCAAAGAUGUACGUCAGCAACGAUACCAAUGCGGGCGUGGGUAUCGACAUGCCGGCAGGGCCAUCCGAGGUUCUCGUUAUUGCCGAUAAAGACGCCAAUCCAGCUUUCGUCGCCUCGGAUUUGCUCUCUCAGGCUGAGCACGGCGUUGACAGCCAGGUCGUACUCCUUGCCGUUGAUCUGUCCGAGCAACAUUUACAAGCUAUCGAGGACGAACUACACGGCCAGGCGAUGGAAUUGCCCAGAGUAGAGAUCGUCCGUGGAGCAAUCGCCCACUCUAUCACCGUCUCAGUCAAGACCGUCGACGAGGCAAUGGAAAUAAGCAAUCGGUAUGCGCCCGAGCAUCUCAUCCUACAGAUCAAAGAUGCAGAGAACGUUGUCGACAAGGUCAUGAAUGCCGGCAGUGUAUUCAUCGGCGAGUGGACGCCGGAGAGUGUCGGCGACUAUUCAGCGGGAGUCAACCACUCUCUUCCUACAUACGGGUAUGCCAAACAAUACUCGGGCGUCAACCUGGCAUCUUUCGUCAAGCACAUCACGAGCUCGAAUCUGACAGCCGAAGGGUUACGGAACGUUGGAGAGGCGGUGAUGCAGCUCGCGAAGGUCGAGGAGCUGGAGGCCCACAGGAGGGCUGUGAGCAUUCGCAUCGACCAUAUGAACCGUUCUUGAGGGGGCUUGGAAUUCGGUAGAUGAUAGAAGCUAAAAGUUUGCGUAUCGAUCAAAAAGAGGAGUCUUCGUUGUUCGGCUCCAGCUGCCUUCUCGCGUUAGAGGGUUUGGGAGCGUUAUUGUCAGCCAUGCUGACAUGGACCAUAUCUUCCAAGAAAGGUACCCACUAAAGCUAGCACAGCACUCGUAUGUCCCUGCCUCCAGCUGAAAUGGAUUAUAAUGCAUUUCCGUUGUGGAACCAA